Molecule: messenger RNA, 2797 nt
Organism: Paramecium sonneborni
Lineage: Eukaryota; Ciliophora; Oligohymenophorea; Peniculida; Parameciidae
Source: the annotation of a GenBank genome assembly
AUGUAAGGUGUGAAGUUAAAGUAGUAGAUAGGAUUGAUCUUAAGAAAAGACUUUGAUGCAAUGCCAUUAAUAAAAUAGUUGAUGGAUCAAUCAUUGAAUUAACCUCUAUUACUUUUAAAUGAUGAAGAAUAAAUGUGGACUUAAAUUUCGAGAGCAAUAGAGAAUUUAAAUCAAAAGAGUCUAAAGAAGUUAAAAUAAAUAGAAGAGAGAGCAGCAAAGAUAGCAGGUUAAGUAGUAGAGUAAUAAGGGGAGGAGGAUUAAAUAGAGAAGUAGGAAUAAUAAGAGUAAGAUGAAGAGGAUGUUAUUGAAUAAGAUGAAUAAUAGGAGUAUAAUGAAGGAGAUGAGGAUGAAUAAGAAAAAGAAAUGGAGUAAGAGUAUGAUGAGGAUGGAGGAAACUUUAGAUUUGAGAAGAAGUAAAAAUAAAAGGAUGAUUUUGAUGAGUUUGAGAAAUAUAUGUAAGAUUAUGAUGAUGGAAAGAUGGGUAAAAUAGAUUUAGAUGAGGAGGAGAAUGAAGAGGAAGAGGAAGAAGAUGAAGAGAAGGAACAACAAAAUGAAGAUGAAGAGAAUAAUGAAGGGUAAGAGAUUAAAUAGAUAGAAUGAUAGGGAGGACUCUGUAUUUGAUGAUAUGAGAGAGGAGGAAUUACAAUAAGAAAAUAAUGAUGUUGAAGAAGAUGAAGAAAUAAAGAAUUUAGAAGAGUAGAGAUUGAAAAAAAAGGAUUGGUAAUUGGUAGGUGAGGUUUAGGGUAGAUAGAGGCCGUUAAAUUCAUUGAUUGAUUAGGAUUUAGAUUUUGAUGUAAAUAGAAAGAUAUUGGAAGAGACAACUCCAGAGUAAUAAAAUAAAUUAAUAGAAAUGAUAAAGUAAAUUAUAUCAUAGAUUAUAUAAUAGAAAGAGAGUUUAAGAUGAAUUAUUUGAUGAUAGAUAGAAGGUUUAGAUAAAUUUGAAUUCUUUAGAGAAGCCAGUUGAUUAAGUAGAUACAAAUAAGUCAUAGUUUGGAUUGGCUGAAUUAUAUGAAAGAUAAUUUAAAUAGGCUUUAGGAUUGCCUACAAAUACAAGUGAAUAGAAAUUGAAAUAAGAAUUAUUCGAAUUAUUUANAAAAUGCAAAUGGAAUAAUUUCUAAUAAAAAAAAUUAUUUUAGGAAGAAUAUAUAAUUUAAUUUUAUAAUUUAAUGUAAGGUGUGAAGUUAAAGUAGUAGAUAGGAUUGAUCUUAAGAAAAGACUUUGAUGCAAUGCCAUUAAUAAAAUAGUUGAUGGAUCAAUCAUUGAAUUAACCUCUAUUACUUUUAAAUGAUGAAGAAUAAAUGUGGACUUAAAUUUCGAGAGCAAUAGAGAAUUUAAAUCAAAAGAGUCUAAAGAAGUUAAAAUAAAUAGAAGAGAGAGCAGCAAAGAUAGCAGGUUAAGUAGUAGAGUAAUAAGGGGAGGAGGAUUAAAUAGAGAAGUAGGAAUAAUAAGAGUAAGAUGAAGAGGAUGUUAUUGAAUAAGAUGAAUAAUAGGAGUAUAAUGAAGGAGAUGAGGAUGAAUAAGAAAAAGAAAUGGAGUAAGAGUAUGAUGAGGAUGGAGGAAACUUUAGAUUUGAGAAGAAGUAAAAAUAAAAGGAUGAUUUUGAUGAGUUUGAGAAAUAUAUGUAAGAUUAUGAUGAUGGAAAGAUGGGUAAAAUAGAUUUAGAUGAGGAGGAGAAUGAAGAGGAAGAGGAAGAAGAUGAAGAGAAGGAACAACAAAAUGAAGAUGAAGAGAAUAAUGAAGGGUAAGAGAUUAAAUAGAUAGAAUGAUAGGGAGGACUCUGUAUUUGAUGAUAUGAGAGAGGAGGAAUUACAAUAAGAAAAUAAUGAUGUUGAAGAAGAUGAAGAAAUAAAGAAUUUAGAAGAGUAGAGAUUGAAAAAAAAGGAUUGGUAAUUGGUAGGUGAGGUUUAGGGUAGAUAGAGGCCGUUAAAUUCAUUGAUUGAUUAGGAUUUAGAUUUUGAUGUAAAUAGAAAGAUAUUGGAAGAGACAACUCCAGAGUAAUAAAAUAAAUUAAUAGAAAUGAUAAAGUAAAUUAUAUCAUAGAUUAUAUAAUAGAAAGAGAGUUUAAGAUGAAUUAUUUGAUGAUAGAUAGAAGGUUUAGAUAAAUUUGAAUUCUUUAGAGAAGCCAGUUGAUUAAGUAGAUACAAAUAAGUCAUAGUUUGGAUUGGCUGAAUUAUAUGAAAGAUAAUUUAAAUAGGCUUUAGGAUUGCCUACAAAUACAAGUGAAUAGAAAUUGAAAUAAGAAUUAUUCGAAUUAUUUAGAGAAUUAUGUUAUAAAUUAGAUUCUUUAACUAAUUUAAAUUUCGAACCUAGAGGAUAUGUAAAAUAGGCAGAAGUUUAGGUUUUGGAUAAUAAUGUAGUAUAGAGAGAGGAGAAAGUGCCAAUAACAGGAAGAGGUGAGUAGAUGGAGGAUGUAGAGAAAAUAAAGAAGACAGGGUUUUUAUCUAAGGAAGAAGCUGAUCAUUAAUUGAAUAAGAAGGGUAGAAGAAUGGCUAAAUAGAGAAAAAGAAAUAGAGAGAGAGAAAAGAGAAGAAGUGGAUUAAUUAAGAAGUUAGAAAGUAGAGGAGAGACUAAAUUUAUGUAUAAUUAACAUCAGUAAGGAAAGAAACAGAUGAGUUUCAUUAAGUAAUAAAAAAAUAAGGAAAGUGUUAAAUUUGAUAAGACUAGCACAUUUUUUAAGAAUUUAUAAGAAAGUGGAGUAAAUAAAUAAGGAAAAGAUAAUAAAAAUAAGAAAAUAGGAGAUAUAUAAGGAGGAGGAGAUAAUAUAAAGAGUAAGUCUAAACAGAUAAAAAAGUAAUGA